GCGCGGGGCGGGCUCACGGGCGGCGUAGCGCGCCGGGCAGUUUCGCGGGAGAGGGGCGCCGGGGCGCCGGUACCGCAAAUCGGGGAGGACGGAAGCCGCGGCGGGCGGGAGAGGAGGCCGGGAUGGCGACUCCUAGCAGGAAGACGCCAGUCCCCGGCCCCCUGGCCUCGAAGAGAGCUCUCCCGAGAGAUCCCUCGUCGGAGGUCCCGAGCAAAAGGAAGAGCUCGGCCCCGCCGGCGCCGCCGCCUCCUCAGGCGCCCAGGCCUUUCGUGGAAGGCUCUAUCGUCCGCAUCGUGAUGGAGAACUUCCUAACAUACGAUAUCUGUGAAGUAUCUCCUGGACCCCACUUGAAUAUGAUUAUUGGAGCUAAUGGAACAGGGAAGUCCAGCAUUGUGUGUGCCAUUUGCCUUGGAUUAGCAGGCAAACCUGCUUUCAUGGGACGGGCAGAUAAGGUUGGCUUUUUUGUGAAGAGAGGAUGUUCCAAAGGCAUGGUUGAAAUUGAAUUGUUCAGGACCUCUGGAAAUCUUAUAAUCACCCGUGAAAUUGAUGUGGCAAAAAAUCAGUCCUUUUGGUUCAUCAACAAAAAAUCUACAACCCAGAAAAUAGUAGAAGAGCAAGUUGCAGCCUUAAAUAUUCAAGUGGGUAAUCUUUGCCAGUUUCUACCUCAGGAUAAAGUUGGAGAAUUUGCUAAACUCAGUAAAAUUGAACUCCUUGAAGCUACUGAGAAGUCAAUUGGUCCUCCAGAAAUGCACACAUACCAUUGUGAACUCAAAAACUUCAGGGAGAAAGAAAAACAACUAGAGACCUCAUGCAAAGAGAAAACUGAGUAUCUAGAGAAAAUGAUUCAAAGGAAUGAAAGAUAUAAACAAGAUGUGGAGAGGUUCUAUGAACGCAAGCGACAUUUAGAUUUGAUUGAGAUGCUUGAAGCAAAGAGGCCAUGGGUGGAAUAUGAAAAUGUUCGUCAGGAAUAUAGAGAAGUGAAACUAGCUCGUGACCGAGUGAAGGAAGAGGUCAGAAAACUUAAAGAGGGGCAGAUUCCUGUGACACGUAGAAUUGAAGAAACUGAAAGGCAGCGUCAUAAUUUGGAGGCUCGGAUCAAAGAGAAGGCCAUAGAUAUUAAGGAGGCAUCUCAAAAAUGCAAACAAAAGCAAGAUGUUAUAGAAAGGAAAGAUAAACAGAUUGAGGAACUUCAGCAGGCUUUAACAGUAAAACAAAACGAAGAGCAUGACCGACAGAGGAGAAUAAGUAAUACCCGGAAAAUGAUAGAAGAUUUACAAAAUGAACUGAAAACCACAGAAAACUGUGAGAACCUUCAGCCCAAGAUUGAUGCUAUUACAAAUGAUCUGAGAAGAGUUCAAGAUGAAAAGGCAUUAUGUGAAGGCGAGGUAAUUGAUAAGCGAGGAGAGAAGGAAACUCUAGAGAAGGAGAAAAAGAGUGUGGCUGCUCAUAUUGUACGAUUUGAUAAUCUUAUGAAUCAAAAGGAAGAUAAGCUGAGACAAAGAUACCGUGACACAUAUGAUGCUGUUCUAUGGCUAAGAAAUAACAGAGAUAAAUUUAAGCACAGAGUCUGUGAACCUAUAAUGCUCACCAUCAAUAUGAAAGAUAAUAAAAAUGCCAAAUAUAUUGAAAAUCAUAUUCCAUCAAAUGACUUGAGAGCUUUUGUAUUUGAAAAUCAAGAAGAUAUGGAGGUUUUCCUCAAAGAGGUUCGUGACAAUAAAAAAUUAAGAGUAAAUGCUGUUAUUGCUCCCAAAAAUUCACAUGCAGACAAAGCACCUUCACGAUCUCUGAGUGAACUCAAGCAAUAUGGAUUUUUCUCUUACUUGCGAGAGUUAUUUGAUGCACCUGAUCCUGUCAUGAGUUACCUUUGUCGCCACUAUCACAUUCAUGAAGUCCCUGUAGGAACUGAAAAGACCAGAGAAAGAAUUGAACGGGUAAUACAAGAAGCCCGAUUAAAACAAAUUUAUACAGCAGAAGAAAAGUAUGUGGUGAAAACUUCUCUUUAUUCAAAUAAGGUUAUUUCUAGUAAUACAUCCCUAAAAGUAGCUCAGUUUCUCACAGUCACUGUGGACCUAGAGCAAAGAAGACGCUUAGAGGAACAGCUAAAGGAAAUUAAUAGAAAAUUACAAGCAGUGGAAUCAGGAUUGAUCGCCUUAUAUGAGAGAAACAAACAUCUAGAACACAAAGACAAUGAACUUAGACAAAAGAAGAAGGAGCUUCUUGAAAGGGAAACCAAGAAAAGGCAACUGGAACAAAAAAUUAGUUCUAAACUGGGAAGUUUAAAGCUGAUGGAACAGGAUACUUGCAACCUUGAAGAGGAAGAGCGAAAAGCAAGUACCAAAAUCAAAGAAAUAAAUGUUCAGAAAGCAAAACUUGUUACUGAACUAACAAACCUUUUAAAGAUUUGUACUUCUCUGCAUAUACAAAAGGUAGAUUUAAUUCUUCAAAAUACUACAGUGAUCUCUGAGAAGAACAAAUUGGAAUCAGAUUAUAUGGCUGCCUCAUCACAGCUACGUGUCACUGAGCAACAUUUCAUUGAGUUGGAUGAAAGUAGACAGAUACUAUUGCAAAAGUGCAAGGAACUUAUGGACAGAGCUAAGCAAGUAUGUAACCUGGAUGCAGAGCAGACCAUUCCUCAAGAGUAUCAGACAGAAGGUAUCUACUCCAAUUUGUCUCUGUGGCAUGGACUCAGAUGGUGUAGUACUGCGCAAGUACCCACCAUUCCAAAUGGACACAGCUCCUCACCCCCCAUGGCUUUCCGAGACCUUCCAAACACAUUGGAUGAAAUUGAUGCCUUAUUAACUGAAGAAAGAUCAAGAGCUUCUUGCUUCACAGGACUGAACCCUACAGUUGUUGAGGAAUACACAAAAAGAGAAGAAGAGAUAGAGCAAAUAACUGAGGAACUAAAGAUAAAGAAAUUUGAACUGGAUAAAUACAGGGAAAACAUUUCACAGGUAAAAGAGAGGUGGCUUAAUCCUUUAAAAGAGCUGGUAGAAAAAAUUAAUGAAAAAUUCAGCAAUUUUUUUAGUUCCAUGCAGUGUGCUGGUGAAGUUGAUCUACAUACAGAAAAUGAGGAAGACUAUGAUAAAUAUGGAAUUCGAAUUAGAGUCAAAUUUCGCAGUAGUACUCAGUUGCAUGAAUUAACACCUCAUCAUCAAAGUGGCGGUGAGAGAAGUGUUUCUACCAUGUUAUACUUGAUGGCACUUCAAGAGCUUAAUCGAUGUCCAUUCAGAGUAGUUGAUGAAAUCAAUCAGGGAAUGGACCCAAUCAAUGAACGGAGAGUGUUUGAAAUGGUUGUAAGUACUGCUUGUAAGGAAAACACCUCUCAGUACUUCUUCAUAACACCAAAGCUCCUGCAAAACCUUCCUUACUCUGAUAAGAUGACAGUAUUGUUUGUCUACAAUGGACCUCAUAUGCUGGAACCAAAUAGAUGGAAUUUAAAGGCUUUCCAAAGGCGGCGGCGCCGUAUUACGUUCACUCAGCCUUCUCAAUAAAAGUAAAGGGCCAGAAGUUUAGAAUUUUUCUGUUAAGUCCUGUUAAUAAGUAUGACUCAACUGAGUAAAAGGAGAUUCAUUAAGACUAAAAUACCAGUUAUUUUUGGAAACCUGCUGUUUAAUACAAAUGAGUUGAUGAAAGGAGACCACAAUGACUUCUUUCUGUGGAUCAUCAUCUGGUAGCAAAAAUUAAGUCUUCAGUCUUUGUUGAACUUGAGCCCUUAGCACUGACCAUGAAUCAUUGGGUUCCCAUGUUAAAAAGUAUGUACUAUUUCAAAUCAAAAGUACAGUGGAAGGGGUUAUCCAUCACAAGGAGUUUAGUUGAUAUGAUAACCCUGAGCUCUAAUUGCAGAGUAACUUUAAUUACUUUUAGAGUUUAAAGAUGCCUCUACAUCCUAAGUCAUAGUAUUCUCCCAGUGUUAUAUUUAAAUUUUAAAAAUUGAUAUGGAAAUGUCUAGUCUAAUGUAUAGUAAUAAUCUAUGAGAAAUCUAUUCAUUUCUUCCUAUUAAAAAUGACUACCUAUCUCCACUAGGAAAUAGAAUUUUAUGGACCUUUAAAAAAAGUUUUAUGAAACUUGAUACUGUAAUUACAUUGGUAUAUCAAAAAGGGGAAAAAAGACUAGGGUUCAAAAAUGGUGGCAGGACUUUUUUGAAAUGCCACAAGGUGGCCACAAGAUGAUGCAAAAUGCAACCAAGAGAUUGACAGAGUAAAAUCAAAUGACGAGGGUUUUUAAAGAAUAACUCUGUAAAAUGUGCAUUUGGUGUUUUUUUCUUUUAAUUUAAAGUCAGUUGUAUUUUACAUCUUAAAUUUCUAAAAGCAUUUUUAUAAUUAUUUUUAGUAAGAUUUUUUCUUAAGAUAUUUCAUAUGCUGGUUUCUACGAUUUAUAUUUGCAAUUUCUCAGUGUUAUGUAAAGAGUGAGGGAAAGCAUUGAUUUAAAACCAUGAUGUUUCUAGAACCUAGGCUUAUAGGUCCUUCCUUACAGUGUUGAUUCUACUAUAUUAUCUUGAAAAAUCUAGUUUAAACUGUUUUUCUUCCAGCAUGAACGAACUAGACGAGAAAAUCACUUGCUUAUCUUCAAGUUGCACUAAUUAACAGUGCCAAAACAAAUUCUGUUUUAAAAAAGAAAUCUUGUAAGAUAUAGUCCAAGGACAUGGCUUUGAACAGUGGAUUGGAUCUGUUCUGAUAAUAUAAAAUUAUUUUUUGACUUGGUAGCUUGAAUAAAUUGAAGAAUUGCAUUCAGUUUGAGUUUUGCAUAUUCUCAAAUAACUGCUAAAAUUUAUAGUAUUAGGUCAAAAAAUAACCAGAAGUUUAUGUCCUAAUGUGGACAUUUCUCUUUAAAAAGGUAUUUUUUCUUUAUAGAAAUUUUGAAAGAGCCUUCUCUUAAACUAAGUCUAAUGCAUGUACUAUGAAAAUAUUUUAAAACAACAUUUUUAACUAGUGUGAACAACUCACAUAAACAGUGAAAAACUUGGUAACAUAUUAAGUGGAUGUUAUUAUCAAAUGUUUUUGUUGUUUAAUACUUUGUUUUCCAUCAAAAUAUCUUUACUAGUAUGCGCUUCGUGUAGUCUGUUUAUGGUCUAAUUUUAGUGCCAGUCAUCUUGUUUGUGCAAAAUUAGUAUCAGUAUGGAAAGGAAGCUUGAAGAUAAGGGGUGUUUGAAAAUAAAUGAUCAAUUACAUUUCAGUUUACAUAUGCAACAGUUAUUCACUACUGGUUUUAAGCAUUUUCUGUUUCUCCACUAGACAAAGUUAUUUGAUUUUACAUUAGACUUUGAGCCGUGAAGGAUAAAUUAUGCAUCAUUUUAACAUUAAUAAGAGUAAGUAGCACAUUAUACUCUCAGCCACAUGAAAGUUCUUGUUUCCUGCAAAAGUUGCCUUUUAAUUACUAACAAAUUGUAAGAACUUCAAGCAAAAGUCUGAUUUGAUAUUUAAAUUUAUAAAAUAUUUAAAACCUUAAUGACAAAAUCUUCAUUGAUUUGUCUAAGGAAAGAGUCUUAUUAAAAGGAUUUUAGUAUUCAAAGUGAAAGAUUCCUUGCUGCUUUCUUAUUGUCUUUUGGACGUGUGCUCAUGUUCUUUGGAGUAUGAAUCUUUAGUAUAUGAAAAAUGUAAUUUUGUCCUGCUAGUGUAUGCAUCUGUAAUUGAAAAAAGCCUUUUUGUGGGAAGUGUUAGUUGGUAAUAAAUGCAUAUUUUCAUAUUC
This is a messenger RNA of Manis pentadactyla (Chinese pangolin), 5685 nucleotides long. RefSeq names its product structural maintenance of chromosomes 5 (gene SMC5). The transcript has 26 exons. Gene Ontology annotation, biological process: double-strand break repair via homologous recombination. The coding region runs from base 123 to 3491 and encodes 1122 amino acids. NCBI's taxonomy places the organism in Eukaryota, Metazoa, Chordata, Mammalia, Pholidota, Manidae. Gene Ontology annotation, cellular component: Smc5-Smc6 complex. Gene Ontology annotation, molecular function: ATP hydrolysis activity; ATP binding. The record is from RefSeq and is a predicted model, not a curated record.